AUGCAUAGCACACUGUUGUGUUUCAACUUGCUGCUCCUGUUUGUCCUGCCCUACUCUUCGCUCUGCCAGGGACAGAGGUACACUGCAAUAACAAAUGUUAAAGGUGAGCAGAACAAGAUGGUUAUUGACGUCUUGAGCCGUUUCGGUUUCAUGGGCACACAACUCUCGACAAACCAUCGCUUGGAGCCUCGAGGAGUGCGCAUUACACGUCCUGGAUCAUCAACUCCUAAGCGUGCUAUGCAGGGUUCGCGCAUCGCACUAUCCCUUGAUGUACCUACAACAAUUUUAAGUGUACUGAUAGACAUGGCCAGAGAGCGGGACAUGCGAGCCAAGGCUGCAGCCAAUGCCGAACUCAUGGCACGCAUUGGUAAAAGGAAAUAG
This is a messenger RNA of Trichomycterus rosablanca, 381 nucleotides long. RefSeq names its product urocortin-3-like. Gene Ontology annotation, cellular component: extracellular region. The record is from RefSeq and is a predicted model, not a curated record. Lineage: Eukaryota; Metazoa; Chordata; Actinopteri; Siluriformes; Trichomycteridae. The transcript has a single exon. Gene Ontology annotation, molecular function: corticotropin-releasing hormone receptor 2 binding; hormone activity. Gene Ontology annotation, biological process: adenylate cyclase-activating G protein-coupled receptor signaling pathway; digestion; hormone-mediated signaling pathway. Bases 1 to 381 code for a protein of 126 amino acids.